UCUACAGAACCCUGCAAGUUUCCAGACCGCUGCCCAGGAACUGCUGGACUGGUGUGAUGAUCCACGUGCAUUCCAACGAGCCUUUGAGCAGAGUCUGAUGGGAUGUUUAUCGGUUGUGAGUCAUGUGUCGACACAGCAAGGCUAUGAUGUGGAGCUGGGAUACCGGCUGCUGGCGGUUUGCACCGGCCACAGGGAGCGUUUCAGCCCUAAGUGUGCAGCAUUGCUCACCUCGUGGAGCGAGGACCUGCGUAGACUUCUCCUCCUCCACCACCAGGGUAGCCGCUCCAACAACUCGGCCGUUAAGCAGCCCGGCCCGCCCUCCAUGAACUCCAUGAAGCCUUCGCUCCCGCCCACACCGCACAGUGAUGGCUCAUUCACAUACAAUGAUUCUGUUCCUUGGCAACAGAGCUCCACUCAGCCUCCAGCCUCGCUCUCUGUGGUAACGACAGUAUGGGGAGUCAAUAACACCUCCCAGAGUCAGGUCCUAGGGUCUCCUAUGCCUCAGGGCGGGAACUCCAGCGGGAAUCACAUGACGUCCGGGAUACCCGGGAACGGUCCGGGAAUGAACUCCCCGCCGUACAUGGGACAGCAGGCGUUCCCAGCCACAGAGACGGCCUCGAGCAAAGCAUACAUGCAGCAAAGUAUGUAUGGACGACCAAACUACCCGGCAGGAGCAGCGUAUGGAGGAAGUUACUCCACUGGCCCAAAUAGUUCGGGUGGGAUGGGAAUCCCAUCGCAUUCCCGACCUCCCACGCACUUCACGCAGCCCGCUGCUGCUGCUGCUGCUGCCGCUGUUGCUGCUGCUGCAGCCACUGCUACAGCCACUGCUACCGCCACUGUGGCUGCUCUGCAGGAGAAGCAGAACCAGGAGAUGAGCCAGUAUGGACCGCUAAGUGCAGCGCAGUCUUAUAAUAACCAAUACCUGAAUCACUCCGGCCCCCGCGGCUCACCGCAGAUGUCCACAGGGAUGACCGCAGGAGGCAUGGCUGGAACGAUGGGCCCGUCGAGUAUCCCACACAUGUCCAUGAGCCACUCCAGAUCUCCUGGUAUCAAUCCCAUGUUCUGUGCCCAAAGCCAGCGCAUUCCCCAGCCUGGGUACGGAGCUUCCAGAAGCGCACAGCAGAUGCCUGGGCAAGGAGUCAAGAGGCCAUACAUCAGUGAGCAAAGCUACCCUGGUCAACAGUACGUGGCGAGCAGUCAGUACCCCAGCCAGCCCAGCCAGUACCCACCCUCCAACCCCCAGCGGUCCAUCCCAUCCCCCAACUACCCAGCACACAGGAUGUCAAGUCAGCAAAGCAGCGGGCAGUACCCAGUGCCUCCAGCAGCGAUGAGCCAGUACUACAAGCCAUCUGAGAAAUAUAACGGGCAGAGUAACAGCUUCAUGUGUGGCAGCUACAGCCCGGCCAACAUUACUGGGCCUUCAAGAUCUAUGCCUGGUUACCCCAGCUCCCCCAUCUCGGGCAACCCAACCCCGCCCAUGACUCCGGGAAACAGCAUUCCUCCUUACAUGUCACCAACCCAGGAUGUCAAAUCACCCUUUCUCCCCGACAUCAAGCCUAACCUGAACAGUCUCCCACCUCCCCCAGCAUCAAACCCGGUAGAUGAGCUACGGCUGACGUUCCCGGUGCGUGACGGUGUGGUGCUGGAACCCUUCCGCCUGGAACACAAUCUAGCUGUCAGCAACCACGUCUUCCACCUCCGCCACUCUGUGCACCAGACGCUGAUGUGGAGGCCUGACCUGGAGCUUCAGUUCAAGUGUUACCACCAUGAGGACCGACAGAUGAACACUAACUGGCCAGCCUCGGUCCAGGUCAGCGUGAACGCCACUCCUCUCUGCAUUGAACGAGGUGACAAUAAAAGCUCCCACAAGCCGCUGUACCUGAAGCACGUGUGUCAGCCUGGGAGGAACACAAUCCAAAUCACUGUUACCGCCUGCUGUUGUUCACAUCUAUUUGUGCUACAGUUGGUUCACAGGCCAUCAGUGCGGUCAGUAUUACAAGGCCUCCUGAAGAAGAGACUACUGCCUGCAGAGCAUUGUAUAACUAAAAUUAAACGGAAUUUCAACAGUGGUGUGGUGUCUUCCGGUAACCCAGGACUGAACGGGGAGGAUGGUGUGGAACAGACAGCAAUUAAAGUCUCAUUAAAAUGUCCGAUUACGUUCAGACGGAUCCAACUCCCAGCUCGAGGUCACGACUGCAAACACAUACAGUGCUUUGACCUCGAGUCCUACCUACAGUUGAACUGUGAACGUGGAACAUGGCGAUGCCCGGUCUGCAAUAAAGCUGCCCUGCUAGAGGGGCUGGAAGUCGACCAGUAUAUGUGGGGCAUCUUGGCUGCCAUUCAAAACACGGAGUUUGAGGAGGUUACCAUCGACCCUACGUGCAGCUGGAGGCCGGUACCAGUCAAGUCGGACAUCCACAUAAAGGAUGACCCUGAUGGCCCCGUGGCCAAAAGGUGCAAGACCAUGAGUCCCAGUCAGAUGAUCAUGCCCAAUGUGGUGGACAUGAUUGCAGCCCUUGGUCCAGGAACAUCUUAUCCCUCGCUGCCACCGGGGGGCAACAGUAACAACGACUACACUCACCAGAAUUCGGUUUAUUCUGGGCAGGGGAACUUUCCCGAUUUUCCCCAUGGCAAUUCUACCAACACUCCUAUUAACGAGUUUAUGCAUGGGCCACCCGUCACCUAUCCAUCAGACAUCCCUAAUAUGACUCCCGACAAACCCCUUGGACACUCCAUGUCAGAUCAGAUUCCGCAUUCUGCUACAAUAGACCCAUCCCACCCUUCUAUGCAGCAAGGAGUCCAUGUAGCCCACCUUGGUAACCAGUCAGGGCAGCUACUGCACCACAGAAGCCUGGCCCAGCACUCACGGCAACUCCAGCAAACCGGCUCCAAUCUCCACUCCCACAGUGAAUUAACCUUCAAUCCAUCCUCAGUGAUGGAAGGUCAACCAGGAGGUCAGGGAGCAGCUGAUGUUCCAGAGCCUUCUCUGGAACUUCUUCCAGAGAUUACAAACCCAGAUGAGCUGCUUUCCUAUCUAGGACCACCAGACAUGCCAAACAACAGCAACGAUGACCUUCUCUCCUUAUUUGAGAACAACUAAAACUCUUCCCUUUUGUCCACCAUAUUAACUCUAGCUUCAUCGUCUAUGAAGCUCAAUUGAGACUCCACACUGCCUUGCACUGUUGACAGUGAAAACCUAUUGACAGAUAUCUCUGUGUUCAGUACUGGUAGGAGAUCCUGCAAACCCCAUUGUAAAAUGCCAUCACAUUUUAGAAUGAUAGAACACAGAACAGAUUUGAAAUGUUGACAAACUAGAAGAAUCCAGCUAAUACGAAAAUCUAAUUUCUACCAAUAGUUGUCAAAGAAUCGGCGGAAUAAUUUUUUGCCACAAAUCUUGUCCGGAUUUCAAGGCAUUUGAAGGCAAAAGGAAGGGAAGACUUCAAUGCAGCAAUUAGCCUUGGAGCCACUAAUUGCGGUUUUGUUAUUCAGUUCAGCAAUCUUGUGGAUUAUUCUCCACGUUCACUAUUGAUGCAAGGACCGUGACUUCCUCGGGACUUAAUGCCUCGCUCCAUGAGGAAGUUGGAAAAACAACAGAAUUUGCGAGCUCCCCUUUUUUCAAGUACAAUGACUUUCAAGGAUACCCAGACAUCAGAGAUGAUGGAGACACACUAACUACAUCCACAAAAAUCACUGAAGAAAAUGCAAAAAAAAAAAAUCAAAAAAAAAAAAAUCAUGCUCGAGUACAAAACAAAAAAAGCACAAAUGAUUCUUAGAGACCAAGAUUACUUCCAUAACCUUUCAGGGUGGGUGAAGGGUGAAGAAAAGGGGAAUGGAAAAUGUACAUUCCUUUUAGUCCUGUUUGGCUACAGCUGUUCAGGAUAUCUGUCGAUUAUUUAAAAUGGUUGAGAUAAGUAAAUUAAAAUUGUUUAGGUUUCAUUUUAAGUUUAUUGAAAUAAUCCCCUUUAUUAGAAUUAUAUAGGGUUGUAUUGAAAUUUAUAAGAUAAUAAAGCUCAUUAUUUCAUUUCUUUAGCUUUUUAUUUUUAAACAGUUGUUUCCUGUUAAAUUGACUUUAAAUGUCGUAAAUUAUUCUAUUCACAAAGUCUUGCUUCUACACCAGUCCAACAUAGUGAUGUCACUCAUCUGGAAUAUGAAAUAGGAUUAGAAAUCGAUGAAGUCACAAUAAAGUCUUGAAUGCUGAACAUGCAGAAAGUGAUUUGGAGAAAGAUAGCUUUGGGUGGAACUCUUUCAUCAGCUCACAAAAUCAAGAGAAGCAGGGAAAUACUGGCAUAUCUGUGCCAGUUUUCACUAAGAUGAUCCUAAUUAAUUCUAUAGACAGAAAGGUGUUGCAAAUGUCAAAGGUUGCAACAGCGAAAGCAGUAGCACAAGUGGUAGAAUGUUAGGACAGUUGGAUGGGAUAGGAGGACAUCAAAGAUGCAUAAACAUCAGAUUUAGUGUACAGCAAUGGCCCUUUGGCCCACCUCGUCCAUGCCAACCAAACUGGCAUAUUGUACCAGUCCCACUUGCUUGCAUUUUACCCAUUAGCCCUCUAAACCCACCCUAUCUAUGCUGUUCACAUGCAAUGUGGAAAAUAAGACCCAAUCCACGAAAAGAUACAAUAAAACUUUAUUCAUCCCCAGAGGGAAACUGGUCUAAAACGAGAGGAAAGUUUUAAACAAGGAAAAGUGAUCUAUAGGUCCCAAGUUUAGUUUUUUAAUCAACUACACACCAACUCGUAUAUUAAUUGUGUCUUAAAACAUAGGAAGCCAUUCAACCUGUCAAGCUGAUACUGGCUCUCUGAGCAAUCACAACAUGCCAAUUAUCCUUCUAGCCUUUUAACAAUGCCAUAGGGUUACACAGAAUAACUAAUUUAUAAUAUUUUAUCUUCUAGUUUCUGCCUUUGCAUGUUGUUUGUGUUAUAAUGUGGAAAGAUGUAAUAAUCUGUAUCUGAUGAGCUGGUUACAUCAUAUAUUUGAACAUUAGAGUACAGUAGCAAUAUCUUGUGCGUUUUAAUUAAAAUGAAAGUAGAGAUCUACACCAAGACCAAGCAAAUCUUCUUCAAUAAGAUGCUAGAUUUCUGGAUCAGCAGCUGUAGGUUUUAAUAUCUCAAGAUAAUAGAAAGAUAGGGGAAAAUAGGCAAGCCUUUCCAGUCAUUGGACUAAAUCUAUCCACUAAUUCUAUAUACCUCAAACCGCGCCUUACAAAACUUUGAUUUUGUAGUUUUAACAUUUUCAAUGAGCAAUCAAUUUCAAUACUUAUUAGAUAUUUACAGAUUUGCAGUACCCUAGAGUUAAUUAUACAGCGCGGAAACAGUCUCUUCAGUCCAAUUAAUCCAUGCCGAACACGUUGUCCAUCUAAGCUAGUCCCAUUUGUCAUUCCUUAGCCCAUAUCCCUCUAAAUCCAUGUACCUGUCUAAAUGUAUUUAAAAUAUUCCACCCACCUCUACAACUUGCUGUGGAAGCUUGUUCCAUAUAUCCACCACCCUCUGCAAAUUCCAAAAUGCAAUUUGGCUGUUUACUUCUAUUAUCUUUCCUUAGAUCAAUGUCUAUUUUGAAAUGUUCUGGGUUUAAACAAAAAUCAUACACAGUAAGUACCUGGACAGCUGAGUCUUCCCUUCAAAAAUUAUUCACAUAUCUCUACUUUCUAGUCUUCCAAAACAUGUAUAUUCUUAAAGCAACCUUAAAAUGUAAAUAUAUGUACCAAGUCAGGUCUUCCACUUUGUCCUUCCUAGGACUAUGGCCUGCCACUUUUCUCAUUAUGUAGGCUUGACCCAGCUUGCUUUCAACAUGUUUCAGCUCUCAUAGCUUGGAUUCACUAUGCCAUUAAUGGAAUGUUAAUAAAGCCUAUUAAUGCACAUCCCAGUUUAACAUUGGAAGUCUUCCCUUGUGGUACAUUUCUAUUUAUUUUUAAUCUGAAUUCACUAUAGUGCAUGUCUCCUUUAAACAUUCACACCUCAGAGUGCGACUUUGCUAUUUAUUUUACAGCUAACAGCAGUCAGCUAUCCGUUAUCUCCACAAUCUGUUAACAUUUAUCACUGUAAUUUCUUCACUAUACAUCUGUAGUUUAUUUUUAUUGGAAGAAAUAUGCCACAAUAAUUCUUGUACAAGAAAUACUUGUGCUGAACCUGGUUUCCAGCGUGUGGCUGGCUGUAGAACAUACACCAAAUGCUGUGUGCAGAUAAAAUCCUUUGGUAUUUUCAGUAAAACAAUACUUUAUAAGAAAAUAACUUUACAAGUGCCAGUAAAACUUCUGAUUUUGGGAAAAUUAUUUUUUAUAUACCUAAAUGAUCCUCUUAUUAUUCUGCUCAAGUUAAGUUUGGAGUGCUUUAGAAUGUUACCAUCAGAUUAUCUAUGGAAAAUACAAGCAAAUUCUGUUUUUAAACACCAAAACAAUUGUCUGAUUUGCAUGCUCCUGCUUAAUACUGUAUAUAAUAUUCUGUGGUGGUCUCUGUUAAUGUGUAUUGUUGCCGUUAAAUACAUGCUUAAAACUCUUUAGCACCAAUAGAAAAGCUUAGUUGAGCCACAUGUUUGCAGAUUUAUCUCAAACUCUGCUUCCAGUCCAACAUAUAUCACAGUUUCUUAAACAUUUUCUUUCUCCAAUAUGUAAACUUCAACCAAGGCAUAGUCUCCAGCUACCAACUAUCUACAAGUGACCUCUUGAAUACACAAAACCCCACUGAGAGUUCUCUAUUGGGCUUAAAUACCAAACCCCUCUCAAAACGACUUUAUGCAAUUUUUACAAGCUAAUUAUAGACGUGUUUUAUUGGUGAGGACAUUAAAUGGUAAUUAACAAAUUAUUUUAGUACAUUAAUUUCUUCCCUCCCUUGCCUAGAACCCCCAAAACAUCACCGAUACAUGUUCUCCAGAGAUGCUGCCUGACCUGCUGAGUUACCUUUUUUUCAUAAACCAGCAUCUGCAGUUCAUUUUCUCUGAAUUCUUUAGCAAUUGUCAUACCCGAAUUUUCUCCCCAAGUAAAAUUGACUAACAUGAUGCUGAAGAGAAUUCCAGAUACACUGCUUAACAUGCUAAUUACCUAUCCCUGUUUACAUUUAUAUUGGAAGUUGUCCCUUGUGGUACAUUUCUAUUUAUUUUUAAUCUGAAUUCACUAUAUGCAUGCUCAACAUGAGACUCUUUGGAGUCUCCUUUAAACAUUCCCACCUCCUAACAAAGGUCCAGCUUUGCUGAUCUGGAAUGGAGGACAAGUAUCUUUGCUUUCAGAAUAAAGGUGGAACAUUUCUAGCCUAUGGCACCAUGCAAAAAUAAGUGACAUUUAGUCUGGAUGUUCUGUAUUGCUUA
Messenger RNA from Leucoraja erinaceus (little skate), 7292 nucleotides. Its product is annotated as zinc finger MIZ domain-containing protein 1-like. NCBI's taxonomy places the organism in Eukaryota, Metazoa, Chordata, Chondrichthyes, Rajiformes, Rajidae. The transcript is spliced from 21 exons. Bases 98 to 3100 code for a protein of 1000 amino acids. Gene Ontology annotation, biological process: protein sumoylation; regulation of transcription by RNA polymerase II. Gene Ontology annotation, molecular function: zinc ion binding; SUMO ligase activity. The record is from RefSeq and is a predicted model, not a curated record.